Molecule: messenger RNA, 2115 nt
Organism: Beta vulgaris subsp. vulgaris (sugar beet)
Lineage: Eukaryota; Viridiplantae; Streptophyta; Magnoliopsida; Caryophyllales; Amaranthaceae
Product: GTP-binding protein At3g49725, chloroplastic
Exons: 13
Coding region: 97-1782 (561 amino acids)
Cellular component (GO): cytoplasm
Molecular function (GO): ribosome binding; GTP binding
Source: RefSeq, a predicted model, not a curated record
UGCAUUUUAAAGCGUACAUACCUUUCUCAUACAGAUCAAGGGACCUGUGCACAAUCUAAGGAAAAAAAGAUUUUACUAUGAAAUGAAACAACAACGAUGAUGAACAACAGCAAAUUGGCCUUGAGAGGGUUUUCUCUCUCUCUCCUGCAGCUGCGAUCACUUCACCUCCUUCAAUCCCAUUGUUGCUUCUCUCACACUCCCUCCUUGCGUAGAAAUUCAAAUGAAGAUGACCCGAAUCUUGACCCACAAGGCCCACCCAAGAUUCUGGUGGUUCAACCACGUGUUCGACCAAAUACCCAUUUACAGACCAAGCUCAAUGAAGCUCUUAACCUCGCUAAUUCACUUGAUGAACAAAGAGAUGGUUUCUUUUCUACUGAUUUGAGUCUCAAAAAUUCGCCCCCUCAUCUUGUUGUUCAGAACCCACUUUCUGGCUCUAACAAGAGCCGUUCAGAUACGUACUUUGGGCCGGGGACGGUUGAUAAUAUUAAGUGCCAUAUACAUGCCAUUGAAUCAAAGCACGAUGAUGAGUUGGAUGCCGUGUUUGUCAAUGCAAUACUGUCUGCCAUUCAGCAGAGAAAUUUGGAAAGGGUGUGGGAGAAACCUGUUUUAGAUCGUGUGGGUCUUAUCAUAGAGAUUUUUAAUGCUCAUGCAUACACUAAGGAAGCGAAACUUCAGGCUGAGUUAGCAGCAAUAAUGUAUAAGAAGAGCCGGCUUGUACGAGCACGGGGUUCUGAUGGACGUUACACUUUUGGAACAAAAGGAGAAGCUGAAGUUGUGAGUGCUCGAGGGAGAGGAAGUGGUGGACGUGGUUUUAUUAGUGGUGCUGGAGAAACCGAGCUUGAGCUUCAGCGACGAAGAAUCUCAGAAAGAAGAAAGCGCCUGCUGGCUGAAAUUGAAGUAGUUCGUAGAACACGUGCUGUGCAGCGUGCUGGUCGGAGAAAGCAGGGAGUUUUAGAUGCUCCAGGGCUUGCCUCUGUUGCUGUGGUUGGAUACACUAAUGCUGGAAAGUCUACAUUAGUUAGUGCACUCUCAGACACUGAUCUUUACAGUGAUGAUAGAUUGUUUGCAACAGUUGAUCCAAAAGUACGAGGUGUGACUCUUCCGUCUGGGAGGAAGGUCCUACUUAGUGAUACAGUGGGAUUUAUAUCAGAUUUGCCAGUGCAACUAGUUGAGGCAUUUCAUGCUACCUUGGAAGAAGUUGUUGAAGCAGAUUUACUUGUGCAUGUUCUGGAUUCCAGUGCACCGAAUCUUGAGGAGCAACGACAAGCUGUAUUAGAUGUCCUGCAACGUAUAGGUGUUUCAGGGAAAAAGAUUCAAGACAUGAUUGAGGUUUGGAACAAGAUUGAUAUUCAAAGAGACACAGACACUGGAGUAGAGAACUUCAAUGAUGACUUUGAUUCCAAGUUUGAAGAGGAUGAAGAUGAAGUAACUGAUGAACAACUACUGCAAAAAGAUAAGAUGCAGGAGGACCAACGAAGUGAAUUCUCAAGUGACAGGCUUGGACCAGGAGUUGAGCCACAUGAUCAGAAAGGGGAAUUCUUCAUUGAAUCAAGGAUGAAGGAAAAAGGCCCAGAUUCUCAUCCCGAAAGUGAACACGUUCCACAUGUCAAAACUUCGGCAGUGGCAAGGAUAGGGCUGCAGGAGCUGCUUGGGCUCAUUGACGAGAAGCUGGUGCAGAAUGACAAGGAGCAACAGUCGUCACAGAUAGUGCUGGAGAGGGGCAAACUUGACCGUAAGUGGCGGCCUCCUCAAGCUGAGAAGAUUGAGAUUUCUGUGGAAUAGGGCGUGCCUUUUCUAUUCUCUCUUUUUUUGGCUACAAGUUACCAUGCAUGUUCAUCAUAGUCAUAGCCGUGCACGUUCCAUACCAAAGAGUUGAUUAUGACUUGUUGCCAAUGGCUUACAACUUACAAGGAUGUGGGGGUCUUAACGUUGCUUUCUUCAAUUUUGUGUGUACCAAGUCGCCAAAUCCAAAUCUUGGUCUGUUGAGAGCCAUGAAGGCAUUUAUGUAGGCGAGAUAUUGAUCCACCUCUCACUAUACAAACUAAACUAGUUGACAUCGAUAAUACUGAAUGUCGAUCUCUAUCUUAUACUACCUCUGUUUUUAUUUAGUUGCAA